AUGUCCCUUCGUCAGGCUCAGGUGGUAGAAGAAGAUAAACAUCACCAUCAUCAAGGAGAUGAUGCCAAAAAUGAAGAUAUGAAAAACAGCAUUCAUGAUGAUGAUGAGGCCCUGCCAUUUAUUCAACUCCUGACCUAUGCCGACACAUGGGACUGGAUUAUGAUGCUUUUGGGCACUUUGGGUUCAACAGUUCACGGCCUCGCCCAACCUGUUGGUUAUCUGCUGCUCGGAAAAGCCAUUAAUGCUUACGGUAACAACAUCGGUGACACUGAUGCCAUGGUUAAAGCCCUGAAAAAGGUUGUUCCAUACGUGUGGUACAUGGCCAUCGCUACCUUUCCUGCUGGAGUACUAGAAGUAGGAUGCUGGAUGUAUACAAGCCAAAGACAAGUAUCUCGUGUAAGGCUGGCAUUUUUGAGAGCAGUCCUGAUGCAGGAUGUUGGUGCUUUUGAUACUGAUUUAACUAGUGCUCACGUAAUCAAUGGAGUUACUAACCACAUGAAUGUCAUGCAGGAUGCCAUUGGAGAGAAGUUGGGCCAUUUUAUAUCAUGCUUUGCCACAUUCAUUUCUGGAGCGUUGAUUGCGUUCAUAUCUUCUUGGGAAGUGUCGCUGCUUACCUUGUUUGUAGUUCCCAUGGUACUACUAAUCGGGGCUCUGUAUACCAAGAAAAUGAACUCUAUUUCGGCCGUCAAGAUGGUGUACCUUUCUGACGCCACGGCAUUGGUUGAACAAACAAUUGCUCAAAUCAAAACUGUCUUUGCAUUUGUGGGAGAAAAUCGAGCUAUCACAUCUUUAUCAAAAUGCUUACAGAAGCAGCUCCAGGCUAGUAAGAAAGAAGCUUUAAUAAAGGGCGUAGGGACGGGUAUGCUUCAAGCUGUCACUUCCUGCUCAUGGGCUCUCAUUGUUUGGGUUGGGGCUGUUGUUGUUGUGCACCAUAAAUCGACUGGGGGAGACGUCAUAGCUGCAGUAAUGAGCAUCCUCUUCGGGGCUAUAUCACUCACGUACGCUGCACCAGACAUGCAAAUCUUCAAUCAAGCCAAAGCUGCAGGGAAGGAAGUGUUUCAGGUUAUCAGAAGGAAACCUGCCAUAAGUUCUGAAUCCCAAGGGAAAAUGUUGCAAGUGAUCAAUGGCAACAUUGACAUAAGCAAUGUUUACUUCGCUUACCCCUCCAGGCCAGAAAGGACUAUUCUCCAUGGAUUCUCUUUGUCAAUCCCAGCCGGGAAGGUGGUGGCACUUGUUGGAAGCAGUGGAUGUGGCAAAAGCACCAUCAUCUCCUUAGUUUCCCGUUUCUAUGAUCCUGAAAAAGGUGACAUUCUGGUUGACAACCACAAUAUAAAGGAACUUGACCUGAAGUUUCUCAGAAGAAACAUAGGACUAGUUUCCCAGGAGCCCUCACUGUUUGCUGGAACUAUCAAGGAGAACAUCAAGGUUGGGCAUAUGGAUGCAACUGAUGAUCAGAUACGGAGCUCUGCAAUUUUAGCAAAUGCAGACUCCUUCAUAUCCCAGCUCCCAGAUGAGUAUUUAACCCAGGUAGGGCAACGGGGUGUCCAGAUGUCAGGGGGACAGAAACAAAGAAUUGCAAUAGCAAGAGCCAUUAUAAAGAACCCUCCUAUUCUUUUGCUCGACGAGGCAACCAGCGCACUUGAUUCAGAAUCAGAGAGAGUAGUUCAAGACGCACUUGAGACUGCAAUGCAAGGGAGGACAGUGAUCUUAAUCGCGCACAGAAUGUCAACCAUUGUCAAUGCAGACAUGAUUGCCAUUGUAGAGAAUGGAAAGGUUACUGAGACAGGAUCACACAACUCCCUGUUGGAAACCAGCAAAUUCUACCACAAAUUAUUCACAAUGCAGAAUAUCUACCAAGAAAAUGAGACGAGACCAGAAAGUUCCACCAAAGAAACUAAGGGAAUCGAGCAGGAAAGUUCAUCUGAGACACCAAAGGAACAUAAAGAGACAACAUUGCAGAACCAUGAUCUCGGAAAGACCCCUGAGGGGCAGGAGGAUAAAGAAACUAAAGAAAUUCCAAUAUUCUUCAGAAUCUGGUUUGGAUUAAACAAGAAAGAGUUCGGUAAGAUAUUUAUUGGAUCUAUUUCAUCAGCCUUUGCUGGCGUCUCCAAACCUGUGUUUGGAUACUUCAUCGUUACCAUAGGAGUAGCAUAUUUCCAUCCUAAAGCCGAGCAGAGGGUUGGAUGGUAUUCGUUAAUCUUCUCAUCAAUUGGGAUACUGUCAUUGUUUGCCCAUACUGUGCAGCAUUACUUGUUUGGAACAGUGGGAGAGAAGGCCAUGACAAAUCUCCGGCAAGCUUUAUACUCAGCCACGCUAUGCAAUGAAUUAGCAUGGUUUGAGAAGCCUGAAAACAAUGUCGGCUCCCUGACAUCUCGUAUAAUUACUGAAACAUCGAUGGUCAAGACAAUAAUUUCUGACCGGAUGUCUGUCAUUGUCCAAUGCAUCUCUUCUAUCUUGAUUGCAACAACUGUCAGCAUGAAAGUCAACUGGAGAAUGGGUCUGGUGGCAUGGGCAGUGAUGCCUUGCCAUUUCAUCGGUGGCCUGAUACAAGCAAAAUCCGCAAAAGGAUUUGCAAGUGACAGCACUGCAGCCCAUUCAGAACUGGUUGCCCUAGCUUCAGAAUCUGCAACAAACAUCAAAACGGUUGCUUCCUUUUGCCAUGAAGAACACAUUCUCCAGAAGGCCAAAUUGUCGUUGAAGAAACCAUUAAAACAAGGCAGGAAAGAAAGCAUUAAAUACGGAAUCAUUCAAGGCGUGGCCAUUUGUUUAUGGAAUAUCGCCCAUGCUGUGGCCUUAUGGUACACUACUCUUCUGGUUCAAAGAAGGCAAGCAACAUUCGAGGAUGGAAUUCGAUCAUAUCAGAUUUUCUCGCUCACGGUGGCUCUGGUUGGUCCAAGUGGAGCUGGCAAAUCUUCUGUUAUAGCACUACUGCUAAGAUUCUACGAUGCAAAUGAUGGGACAAUUCUGGUUGGUGGCAAAAACAUUAAGGACUACAAUUUACGGAUGUUAAGGCGCCUCGGAGGCUGA
Messenger RNA from Oldenlandia corymbosa var. corymbosa, 3027 nucleotides. Lineage: Eukaryota; Viridiplantae; Streptophyta; Magnoliopsida; Gentianales; Rubiaceae. The record is from the annotation of a GenBank genome assembly.